GCUGGUUGCUCAACCUGGAUUAGCGUUGUUUGCAGUAUGCUUAGGGCGGUCAGUAGUGUUAGGUUUUUUGGCUAAUCGUCACUUCGGCCUAUACUCUACGUAUUCACAGCGUCGAUUUGCUCCUUUGGCUCGUUGUGUCAGAGGAAGAAUAUCUCGAUUCCUGGUCUCUCCUAACUCCGUGCUUCCGGAGAGUACCCUACAAUUACCCUAUCCCCUACAUAUUCGGAUCAAUCUCUUCACUUUUCCAACGAGCGUUACCUACCCCGCGAUCACAUCCACCAUUUAGGACGCCUCUACCUCGCCGUAAACACACCGUUGUCCCAUCGAUUAAUUAUUCCUAACCUCGAAAUAAACUCUCUCACAAUGUCUUCGGAGCAACCUGCUGAAGCCGCUGCCAAUCCCCUGGCCGACCGCAUCACAAACCCCGAUGGAUCGAAGCCCGAAGAGCCUACGGGUACUCCUGAACAGGCCGGCAAUGAACAGGCCGACGGCGCUGCCUCACAGCUGGGCGGCUCCGACCUGCAUGAGCCUGACUACACCGUCGAAGUCAAACUUAGUGAUCUCCAAGCGGACCCCAAUAACCCACUAUUCUCAGUGAAGAACUUUGAGGACCUCGGACUGGACGACCGCAUCUUGCAAGGAUUGUCCGCCAUGAACUUCCGCAAACCUUCAAAGAUUCAAGAAAGAGCGCUUCCUUUAUUGUUGAACAACCCUCCUAAGAACUUGGUCGGCCAGUCCCAGUCCGGUACAGGAAAAACGGCUGCUUUCGUCCUCAACGUCCUUAGUCGUUUGGACCUCUCAUCGGAGCAGAUGCAGAAGACACCCCAGGCCCUAAUCCUGGCCCCCACUCGAGAGCUGGCUCGUCAGAUCGUUGGUGUUGUCCAGGUUAUGGGCCAGUUCCUGGAUGGUCUCUCUAUCGGAACAGCUGUUCCCGCAGACACCAACAGCCGCCCGGCGAGGAUAGAAUCCUCCGUUGUUGUUGGUACUCCGGGAACGGUCAUGGAUAUGAUCAAAAAGCGUAUUAUGGUUGCCAACAAGCUGAGGGUGCUUGUGUUGGAUGAGGCCGAUAACAUGCUUGACCAGCAGGGUCUAGGUGACCAGUGUAUUCGUGUGAAGGCCUUGAUACCAAAGGAUAUUCAGGUCGUUCUUUUCUCCGCUACCUUCCCAACUCAUGUUCACCAAUACGCGUCCAAGUUCGCCCCUCAGGCAAACGAAAUCACCCUGCAGCACGAAGAACUGACCGUGGAGGGGAUUAAGCAACUUUAUCUUGAUUGCGCGGAUGAAGAGGACAAGUACAAGACUCUCGUCCAGCUUUACGGACUUCUUACCGUCGGAUCCUCUAUCAUUUUCGUCAAGACCCGGACAUCGGCCGCUGAGAUCGAGAAGCGCAUGGUUGCUGAAGGCCAUACCGUGGCAUCUCUCACUGGAGGUAUCGAGGGUUCACAGCGUGAUGCUGUCAUUGAUCAAUUCCGUGCUGGUCAGGCCAAGGUUUUGAUCACCACCAAUGUCCUGGCGAGAGGUAUUGAUGUCUCGACGGUUUCCAUGGUUAUCAAUUACGACAUCCCGGAACUCCAUCAACCCGGUCGUGAGCGUCAGGCGGACUUCCAAACCUACCUUCACCGGAUUGGUCGUACCGGACGUUUCGGUCGUGUUGGUGUGUCCAUCUCGUUUGUUGCCAACCGCGAUGAAUGGAACAUGCUCAACCAGAUCCAGCAGUACUUCAACUGCAACAUCCAGCGGAUCGACACGAAGGACUGGGACGAAGUGGAGGAUAUCAUCAAAAAGACCAUCAAAAACACCCGGGCACAAGGGAAUUUCGGACGGUAACGGGCGACCGCUCCUACUUUAAUGAUGACCCGUGAAGAAUGAUGAGGUUUAGCUUAUGUAAAGAGAAAAAGUUCGAAAAGAAUCUUAGAUACCAGCAAUAUGUCCCCAUCGUGAGAAUCUCAAUCAACUCAUAGAUUUCUAAUCUGGAUACUGUCCUUAUGGAAUACCUUGUAGUCUACUAUAGGGGCUAAACAUGGAAGGUACUAAGGUCUAUCACAUAACUUAGCAUAGCUGGUGAGUCUAGAUAUAUGUUUUCUGCUGAGACGUGUCCGUAACUCAGUAUCUCUAAUAUA
Molecule: messenger RNA, 2120 nt
Organism: Aspergillus alliaceus
Lineage: Eukaryota; Fungi; Ascomycota; Eurotiomycetes; Eurotiales; Aspergillaceae
Gene: dbp5
Product: ATP-dependent RNA helicase DBP5
Exons: 6
Coding region: 364-1827 (487 amino acids)
Biological process (GO): poly(A)+ mRNA export from nucleus
Cellular component (GO): cytoplasmic stress granule; nucleus
Molecular function (GO): RNA binding; RNA helicase activity; ATP binding
Source: RefSeq, a predicted model, not a curated record